This is a messenger RNA of Rotaria sordida, 1092 nucleotides long. The record is from the annotation of a GenBank genome assembly. Lineage: Eukaryota; Metazoa; Rotifera; Eurotatoria; Philodinida; Philodinidae.
AUGGUCAUUCUUAAUUCUUCUAUUUUCUAUCAUACAAUAAAACAGAUCAAGUUUGUUCAACAUGACAUUGAAAGUUUACGUCAAGAAGCCGAGUCGCUCAAAAAUCAAAUACGUGAUGCCAGAAAGGCAGCUUGUGAUGCUACUCUAUUACAAGUAGCACAAAAUGUCGAUCAGAUUGGUCGUAUUCAAAUGCGUACAAGACGAACUCUUCGUGGUCAUCUUGCCAAAAUUUAUGCCAUGCAUUGGGGUUCGGAUUCAAGUUCCUCUUCUAGAAAUUUAGUAUCAGCUUCUCAAGAUGGAAAACUCAUUGUAUGGGAUUCAUAUACCACGAACAAGGUUCACGCUAUCCCACUACGUUCAUCAUGGGUGAUGACAUGCGCCUAUGCACCAUCUGGAAAUUUUGUAGCUUGUGGUGGUCUUGAUAAUAUUUGUUCAAUUUAUUCAUUAAAAACACGUGAAGGCAAUGUACGUGUUAGUCGAGAAUUACCCGGUCAUACGGGAUAUUUAUCAUGCUGUCGUUUUCUUGAUGAUUCUCAAAUUGUGACAAGUUCAGGCGAUAUGACAUGUGCUCUGUGGGAUAUUGAAACUGGACAACAAACAACUAGUUUUCAAGGACAUACAGGUGAUGUUAUGUCACUUUCAUUAUCACCCGAUAUGAAAACAUUUGUUUCGGGUGCAUGCGAUGCCUCUGCCAAACUUUGGGAUAUACGAGAAGGCAUGUGUAAACAAACAUUUCCCGGCCAUGAGUCGGAUAUCAAUGCUGUUACUUUUUUUCCAAAUGGAUCGGCAUUUGCUACGGGAUCUGAUGAUGCAACUUGUCGUCUCUUUGAUAUUCGUGCUGAUCAAGAAGUAGGAAUGUAUUCCCAUGACAAUAUUAUAUGUGGUAUAACAUCGGUUGCCUUCUCCAAAUCGGGUCGUCUUCUAUUGGCCGGUUACGAUGAUUUUAAUUGCAAUGUUUGGGACACACUUCGUCUUGAACGUGCUGGCGUUUUGGCUGGUCACGAUAAUCGUGUCAGUUGUCUUGGUGUAACUGAAGAUGGAAUGGCCGUAGCGACUGGCUCGUGGGAUAGCUUUUUGAGGAUUUGGAAUUAG